This is a messenger RNA of Phaeodactylum tricornutum CCAP 1055/1, 984 nucleotides long. RefSeq lists its product with no specific name. Lineage: Eukaryota; Bacillariophyta; Bacillariophyceae; Surirellales; Neidiaceae. The transcript has a single exon. The record is from RefSeq and is a predicted model, not a curated record. The coding region runs from base 130 to 984 and encodes 284 amino acids. Gene Ontology annotation, cellular component: membrane.
AUCUUUGAGAGUCCAGUCCACAUCACAUGAGGAGCGAUCUCGUUUCCAUUUCUCGUUUGUGUGUUUUCAAGAACGUACUGAAAAGUUCCCACCUUGGCGUAAAGCCCAAAAUUAGUUCUUUGUAUCGCUAUGAGGACGUUUUCCUGUUUGCUACUGGCAGUAGCUUGCACCAUCAGCCAGUCUAUUCAAGCUUCCAUUAUUCCAUCCUUCAGCCGUACAUCGACUUCGAUUACCCGCCGUUCCAAGCGCCUGACGACGUCUACCCUGGCAUUUGUGGAUGGAAAUCACGUCCGUGGGGGAUCGACGAAAACCAUCAAAUCGUGUGCUGAUGCUGAUUGGAAGCUGGCUUUGAAAGCAGGAGUGGCGACGGCACUGGAAACCAUCGGAUUGGUUGGAGUGAUUGCUGGUACCAAAACGCUCGCUUCCCGUUUUUCGGUUCCAUUCCUGACCAAGAUGGUCGGCGGGCUUCCUAUUGUACAGUGGACUUCUCUUGGAAUUGUUAUUUUCGGGUCCAGUGCUGUAAAGAGUGUGACUGACGGCGGAGUAUCAGUAGCUAGUGCUCAAGUCUUCAGGCCAAACGUUACCCCCGGCGAUCCAAAUUGGUAUUCAAAUCUUAAGAAACCUUGGUUUAACCCACCGGCUUGGGUUUUUCCUGUUAUGUGGCUGAUUGUGGCGAAACCGACGCAGCUCUGGGCGGUCUCAAGAGUCCUCAAAAGGACUUCGACGAUCCCUUACUGGCCUACGCUGAGCGUCUACUGUGCACACUUAUCAUUGGGAGAUACGUGGAAUCAGAUUUUUUUUGGAUGUCAACGCAUUCGGCUAGGUUCAGGAGUGAUAACCGCCUUUUGGGGAAUGUUGGCCUUUAGCUCCAAGCUCUUUGCCAACAUUGACCCCACUGCAGGCUAUCUUUUGCUCCCUACAUUGGCCUGGGUCACGGUGGCUUCUUCCCUGAAUUUUGCCAUUGAUCGCUUAAACGUGGACUAG